UCGCACUCUUUUAAUUCAAAAUCAAACUUAAAAAAAAAAACCCAUCUAUUUAUUAAAUUAUUAUUACUGUUAUCAGUGGCUAACCAUCCAUGGCUAUUACUCUCGGCAAGUUAACUAUUCUCGUCGGUGCAGGUAUUCUUGGCUCGGUUCUUGCGAAAGAGGGGCGCAUGCCUGAUGUUUCUAGUUUUGUUUCAGGAGCUUUCAAGAUUGCUCUCAGGCAACUUAAACAAGAUGAUACUGCUUCAUCAGUUAGCAAGUCUAGCAAGCCUCCAAAUGACUCUUUGAUGGCUCAGGUAACCAGCCUUCGACAAGAGCUGCAAAUGUUGGCAUCAAGUAGACCAGUCACAAUUGUAACUGCAAAUGGGACAGGCGCUAAUAAAUAUGGUGUAGUUGUUGUGGUGAUAGUUGUUGGAUAUGGCUAUGUUUGGUGGAAGGGUUGGAAACUUCCUGAUAUGAUGUUUGCAACCAGGCGUAGUUUAUCUGAUGCUUGCACUUCUAUAGGCCAACAACUAGAGAAUGUUUAUGGGUCAAUCAGGAGUACCAGGAGGCAUUUAUCUUCAAAGAUUGAUGGUGUGGACACAAAUUUGAAUGCCAUUGCAGAACUGACAGCCAGUACUCAAGAAAGGGUUACUGAAUUGCGAGAAGAUUCAAGUAGGAUCGGCAACGAUGUUCGAUAUGUCCGUGAUGCUGUUGAAACAUUGGAACUAAAAAUUAGCAGAAUUGAAGGGAAACAGGAUUUGACAACCCUAGGAGUAAAGAGGCUGUGUGACUAUGCCUCCAGUUUGGAAAACAACUUACUUGAAGAGAAUGUCCAGACUUCAGCUUCCAGUUCACGGCUAGCAUUCUCAUCAAAGGCUGGGGCAUUACCUGCUCCAUCAAGUGAACCAUCAACUCCUUCUGCCUUGAAUGGAUCUCAAGAGGUUCAAAGGCUCCCUCGCAAUGCUGCAUCAGCCUCCAGCCAGAAGGGAAGUACUGAGAUUUCAGGAGUGGCUGAGGUUGCUAGCAGCCUUGGGAUUUCAAAUGUUAUCCAUACACCAGAAGAAACAAGUAAUGGAACAAGGUGGUUUAAACCGGCAUUUCUUAUGAGAACCCGCAGCGCAAUAAACAGUGUAGCGCAACAAACAAGUUCAAGUAAACAGCAAUCAUGAUGAUAUUUUCCAAUGAAAAUCAUUUUACUCCUGUGCUGUAAUUAGUUUACUCUGGGAGAUGCUUCAAGUUUGGCUGUUACUGGUGGUAGGAGUCGCCUUAUGAAUACAAAUACCAGAAUGGUGCUGAGUUUUGUAGAGAUGCUUAUGUUUAAAGGUUAAUAUCAUUCUUGAUAUGAACAAUAUAGGUUAGAAAUAUGAGUAGUGGAUCUUAGAGGGGAAAGGGGGAAAACAAGGUACUUCUUAAUACGUGUGAGAAUUUCUGCUUAAAAGGAUGAUGCCAAAUAAUAAUGGAAGAACUCUCCUCAUCACGUCUUCGGUUUGAUGGGAGAUUUGUUUUUCGAUG
Molecule: messenger RNA, 1491 nt
Organism: Populus euphratica (Euphrates poplar)
Lineage: Eukaryota; Viridiplantae; Streptophyta; Magnoliopsida; Malpighiales; Salicaceae
Exons: 14
Coding region: 90-1148 (352 amino acids)
Source: RefSeq, a predicted model, not a curated record